CCACCAUCUCGGCAGGCCCAACCAUGUCACGUGCCUCCAGAGCUGCCCUCAGAAGGACACCCCGGGGACACCGCCCGGGGGUCAUGGCGGGGAGCGGGGACACGGCCGAGGGUGUCAUCGACCCCGACAUGGUGGCCUUGUUCGAGGACUUCCUGGGGAAAGAGGUGACAGUGACGUUCUCGGGGGCGGGCCCGGCGGCGCAGCCCCGGCCGUACCACUACGUGCUGCGGGACACGGAGCAGCAGGGGCUGUGCCUGCGCCACGGGCACCUGGUGGCCACCAGCCUGCAGGGCGCCAACGCCGCCCUGGAAGAGCCCAUCAGCGUUGUCCCCAACCGGCACCUGGAGCGCCGGCGCUGUCCCCUCAUCGUGGGCAUCCGCGGUGGCACCCGCGCCCUGUCCUGUGGCACCGGCCCCGAGCCCCGGCUGGGCCUGGAGGACGUGGGGCUGCUGGAUCUGUUCUCGGCCGACAAGGACAGGGCCGCGCCCUUCACCUUCUACAAGACCUUCGGCGGCUCCACGCACACCUUCGAGGCCGCCGCCUUCCCCGGGCUCUUCCUCAGCACGGCCCCGGACGAGGCGCUGCGGCUGGCACCGGCCGCGGGCGCCACCGCCUUCUACCUGCGCCGCAAGUGA
Camarhynchus parvulus is the source of this 635-nucleotide messenger RNA. Its product is annotated as interleukin-36 receptor antagonist protein-like. The record is from RefSeq and is a predicted model, not a curated record. Gene Ontology annotation, molecular function: cytokine activity. The coding region runs from base 24 to 635 and encodes 203 amino acids. Gene Ontology annotation, biological process: positive regulation of gene expression; cytokine-mediated signaling pathway; inflammatory response to antigenic stimulus. The transcript has 5 exons. Lineage: Eukaryota; Metazoa; Chordata; Aves; Passeriformes; Thraupidae.